Molecule: messenger RNA, 1104 nt
Organism: Cryptomeria japonica (Japanese cedar)
Lineage: Eukaryota; Viridiplantae; Streptophyta; Pinopsida; Cupressales; Cupressaceae
Product: inorganic pyrophosphatase 1-like
Exons: 5
Coding region: 193-903 (236 amino acids)
Molecular function (GO): phosphatase activity
Source: RefSeq, a predicted model, not a curated record
CAUAUGCCUGAAAGAGUCCUAACACAUAAUAUUGCCCAAUUAUCAAGCUAGUGGAUGCCAUGCGCGAAUUCUACUUUAUUCAAUGGCAUAUUCUCCUUCUUAAACCCUAUAUCAACCCAUCGCCCUGCUUCCUCUUUCUAACAUAUUUUCUUUCUGAUUCUCGUAUUCUGCAUUGCCUCUGAGUUGUUGAGCAUGGACACAGUAGUAGUCUUUGAUUUUGAUCUCACCAUAAUAGACUGUGACAGUGAUCCAUGGGUUAUGGAAAAGCUUGGGGCCACUGAACGCUUUGAGUCCUUGCUUCCCACCCUUCCAUGGAAUACUGUCAUGGAUAAAAUGAUGGGUGAGCUGCAUGCACAGGGGAAGACCAUCAGUGACAUUGAGGCAAGUUUGAGGACAAUUCCUCUGUAUCCAGAGACAAUCAGGGCCAUCAAAUUUGCCUUCUCUUUGGGGUGUGAUCUUUGGAUUGUGAGUGAUGCUAAUCUCUUUUUCAUAAAGACCAUCCUUGAAACCCAUGACCUGCUUCAGUAUUUUACAGAGAUUAAGACAAACCCUGCAUUUAUUGAGGAGAGUGGGAGAUUAAGGAUUUCCCCAUUCCACCCUUUUACAGUUGCUCCUCAUGGCUGCAACCUCUGCCCUCCCAAUAUGUGCAAGGGAGCAAUCAUAGAUGAGAUGCGAAAGUCCAUAGAAGAUGGGCUCAACAAGCGUUUUAUUUACCUGGGAGAUGGCACUGGAGAUUUCUGCCCCACCUUGAAAUUAACAGAAGGAGAUGAUGUUUUGCCUAGAAAAGAGUAUCCAUUGUGGAAGCUAAUUGAAAAGAAUCCGAGUAUGGUGAAGGCUGAAGUGCACGGAUGGUGUAAUGCCAAGGAUGUUGAGGACUUGCUAAUGAAACUGCUCAAGCCAUGAUCAGCCAUCGUACUUCUGUUAUUUUUUUCAUGAAGCAUGGUGAAUGGAAGGAAGUAUUCUCCAUGUGCUGAUGUAUAUGUUUUGAUAUCAAUGUAAUUCAACCAAUUUUUAAAAUUGAUUUGUAACCGUUACCUUGGCUUAUUGCAACACAUGUAAAUAAUUGAGUGGAAUUUCAAUGUCUUUCAACGCUUUGUUUUCUUA